CUAUUCUCGCUAGAUCUGAUGGUCCUCCCCUUCAUCAUCCACCUCAAUCACACACUCCCUUUUCACCUCGAUUAAAACACACACCACUGUGCGUUACUGUGUGUUUUUGUGCCUGAAAGAAAUCCAUCAUCAUCCCAUUAUAAAACCCUAAUUAUCUUCUUUCAAUCUUGUUCGUCCACUCAAAAAAAAUGGGGGAGGAAGUACAGAAGGCGCCGGAGGAGACGAAAAAGCCGGAGGAAGAAGCGAAACCGGUCGCCGGAGAUGAGAAGAAAGAAGAGAAGUCGAAAGACCCGCCCCCACCUCCGCCGCCGCAAGAGGUGGUUUUGAGAGUCUUCAUGCAUUGUGAAGGUUGUGCUAGAAAAGUCCGGCGAUGUCUUAAAGGGUUUGAAGGGGUUGAAGAUGUUGUUACGGAUUGCAAGACUCAUAAGGUGGUAGUGAAGGGAGAAAAGGCAGAUCCAAUGAAGGUUCUAGAAAGAGUCCAGAAGAAAAGUCACCGGAAAGUCGAGCUUCUGUCGCCGAUUCCAAAACCGCCGGCGGAGGAAGUUAAGAAGCCGGAGCAAGAAGAACCUCCAAAACCAGAAGAAAAGAAAGACGAGCCGCCGGCGGUGAUUACGGUGGUUCUGAAAGUACAUAUGCAUUGUGAAGGUUGUGCUCAAGAGAUCAGAAAACGGAUUCUCAAAAUGAAGGGGGUGGAAAGUGCAGUGCCAGAUCUGAAGAGUUCACAGGUGGCGGUGAAGGGUACUUUUCCGGCGACGGAGCUGGUGGAUUACGUUCACAAAAGAACCGGAAAACAGGCGGUGAUCGUGAAACAAGAUCCGGAGGUUAAGAAGGAAGAAGAAAAGAACGAUAAAGACGAGAAAAAGGGUGGCGACGGCGACGGUGAGAAGGAAGAGAAAAAACCAGAUGAAGGUGGUGACAAGAAGCAAGAAGACGCCGGAAAACCAGAGGAUGCGGCGGCGGUGAUGGAGAUGAGGAAGAAUGAAUAUUAUUAUUAUCAACCACCGAACUACCAAUUAUACCCUUCUAGAUACGCCGCGGAAACAGCGUAUGGGUACUCACCAGCUCCACAAAUGUUCAGUGACGAGAACCCCAAUGCAUGCAGUGUAAUGUAAAUGUUUUAGGGGUAAAAUUGUAAAAGCACAAGGGAAGCCAUGGCCAUGGUUUCUCUUCGAGCUUUUUGUAAUGGGUUUACAUGUGGACCUGUAUAAAAGUGUCUGCAGAAAGAAAAAAAAAAGCUGUAGAAUUUUGU
Molecule: messenger RNA, 1249 nt
Organism: Cynara cardunculus var. scolymus (artichoke)
Lineage: Eukaryota; Viridiplantae; Streptophyta; Magnoliopsida; Asterales; Asteraceae
Product: heavy metal-associated isoprenylated plant protein 7-like
Exons: 5
Coding region: 189-1112 (307 amino acids)
Molecular function (GO): metal ion binding
Source: RefSeq, a predicted model, not a curated record